GAGAGAACGACCCACACUGUGCCUUCACAGAUCACUGAAUCACACACUUCCACUACUGAUUCACAUCGACAAAAGCACUUUAAAGUCUCUCAACGAUGAGACUCUGUGGACUUCCACUUUUUCUCCUUUUCCCUCUCAUCACGGGGACACCUUUCCACAACACCCGGUUCCAGAACAGCGCGUAUUCUGGCACCGACAUGCGCCAGAGAAACAAAAACUGGUGCGCACACGUUGUGCACAAGAACGUGAGCUGCGCAGUGGUGGGAGGCUCGGACAGCUUCGUGCAGCCGGAGCUUCUACCGUGUCCACCGGAUCUGCCAAACUGUGCUCAACAAGUGAUAUACCGGACACACUUCAGGCCGAUUUAUAAGAUCGCAUACAAGACUGUAACAGAGCUGGCGUGGAGGUGCUGCCCGGGGUACCAGGGCCAUGACUGCAUGGAGGUGAAAGACCCCAGGAUACUCCAAGUAGAUCACUGGCCUCAUGCUCCUUCUGCCACAAGACAUAUUCCAGUCCCACAAGUUCCAGAACAGGGAACUGAGAGCCAGAGAGGUCAUCCAUGGGGAGGGGCAGGGCAAUUUGGAGGUCAGACAGGUCACAGGCCCCUGGCUGGUCACAGAGGAUAUCAGAAUUCACAUCACCUGGAGGAGGAGGUGCAGCGACUGUCUGAGAUGGUCCUUGACAUGCAGUCCAGAAUGACAGACAUGACCGCCAAUCUUAGAGUGGAUUUCCAAGAAGAUGCAAGCAAAAUGUUUGUCACGCUGCUGAAUAACCUCCGACAACCUGUCAGUGCCAGAGGUGGAGAAACCGAAACCUUCCAGGUGCAGGACUUCUCCUUUGACCACGAGACAGUACCAGUCGACGAAGUUAUGAACAAAAUUAGCCAGGUGUCAGAAGAUCUGGAGUCCAAGAGUAAAUCACUGGAUGAUCUGAUGAGCCGUGUCAACCAUCAUGAUGGACAGAUUCGUCUGCUAAUGGAAGCUGCUGAGAGCCCAUUGUCCUCACCGACUCCUGCUUCCCCAGCGUCUGAUCCACAACUACGUGCCUACCUGGACAGUAAAAUCCAAGCUCUGAGAGAGGAGCUGAUGGAGGGCAUGGACAUCAAAAUGGCAGACUUGAAGAAUUCAUGUGAUUAUAAAGUGAUGUCAGUUCGGGAGCUGUGCGAGGGCCAAGAUACUAAUUACCUCAGCCUGGCUGAGCUGAUGGACUCCAAGGAAACUGACCUUCGAAAAGAGAUCCAAGACCUUAAGACCAUGCUGGUUGAUCCGCGCAAGGAAGGCACCCACAUAUCCGACUCUGUUCUCACUCGUGUCGAAAAAAACAUGGAGAUCCAGCUAAACUCAUCUGAGAAGACUGUGGCAGAGCGGUGUCUCGUUAUGGAGGAAAAACUGAAGAAAGAAAGCGAAGAUGCCAUUAAAGAUUUGAGGGACAAUCUGGAGGACAAGCUGGUCUCCAUGGAAGAUAGAAUUGCAACCCUGUUGGCAGAUACAAGUGUCAUUUCCCAAUCUCGCCUUCAUCCAGGGAGUACAGGUGCGCUGCAGAGGGAUGUAGAGUCUCUAAAGGGCUCUGUUCGGACAAUGGAAGAUAGACUAAAUGCAGUGGACAAGUUGAACUCAAAUGAGCACAAAGGUAAUUUUACUGAAGACCUUCAGCAAGACUUUCAUAGCUGCAAAAUUGCUAUUGGUGUCAUGGAGACUAGUCUAAAAGCCCACAUAAAUCACCUUGGAGCCAUGGAGGGGCAACUCUUCAACUGCAGCACUGGCAUUGAGAAUGCACAACAUGAGCUGAGCUCCAUGAAAGGCCACAUGGGCAGGUUGGAGGACUCACUAUCUGACCUGGUCAAUCAGCAGUCCCUGACCCCACAGACCAUCAACUCCACCUGGGGUCAUUUAGGGGCAGAGAAGGAGAUCAGUGACCUGUUGGACCUCCACAGGACACGCCAUCAGGGGCUGAGAGAGCGGCUGGACGAACUGGGCAGGGAGGUGAAAGUCGAGGGCGACCAGUGCAGGGAGAAAACCGAGAAAGUCGAGAAGGAUAUUGCCCACAUAGACAGCCGUAUUGUUAGCGUGGAGGACUUGUGUGGUAAGCUGGACCCUAUCUCAGGUAGCCUCCAGAGAAUCAAAGAGGGGCUGAAUAAACACGUCACUGCAUUGUGGACUUGUGUCAACCAGCUGAACGGCACAGUCGGAGCUCAUGCCAGAGAUAUUGGAGGACUGAGGGGAAGUUCCCAGAACCUUCAGAACCACAUCACAAAUAUAGCCAGAGACCUCCAGGUUCUGAUGGACAGCAAUCCUGAGAAGACAGGUAUUCAGGUUGCGAUGGAGGACACGGGACUCACCCAGGGUUCAAGUAAAGGCCUCGCAGCGCCUCUUGGCCCCGAGGACUCGUCUCUCUCUCAGCCACCUGUGAUGGAGACCGGAGAGGCGGGCCCUCCGGGUAAGAUGACCUCAUCCAAGUUGCCGGAAGGGACGAGCGGGAGCAUGAUGCCUGUUCUGGGUUUUGCUGGAGCUCCAGCUUCUCCAGUCGAACACAGUGACUCCAGCACCCCACUCACCUCUGAUGUGAACAUGAUGCCCCACGCACCGUCACCACAGAAACCUGCCAUGGCUUUAGAUGAGGAGGUGUCUUUCUCAGCCGGUCUCACUCUUCCACCGUUCCUGGGCGAGGCCGGCAUCAUUCGAUUCAACAAGGUGUUAGUGAAUGAUGGAGGACACUACGACCCUCACACAGGCAUCUUCACCGCUCCCAUAGACGGCCGCUACCUGGUGAGCGCCGUGCUCGCAGCGCAGCGAGGUGAGAGGGUGGAGGCCGUCCUCAACGUCUCCAACCGCAGUGUCCAGAGGUUGGACUCGUCCGGUUUCUCGCCGCAUCGCGAACAGUGUAACUGCAGCAGCGUCGCCUCACUGAGCCUGGUUCUCGAGUUGAAGCGAGGAGACCGAGCAGGACUCGUCAUGACGGCCGGAAAGCUCGCCGUCCCGGCCUCCUCCUCCUCUGAGAUCCUGUCGUCUUUUAGUGCUGUCCUUCUUUACCCCAGCCCGUUGAAACGGUAGCCCUGCUACUUUCAGACUCUUACCUUGUGGUGCUCAUUGUUGCAGAUAAACUACUAUUUGUUAUAUUUUAUGAAAUGAGGAGGGGAAACGGAGAAACACUCCAUCUCUAAAAAGAUAAUUUGUAUCAUGAGUACUAAUAUAUAGAGUGUAUUAUAUUGCAGUUAUAUUUUCAUUGUCUUGCAGAUAUCAACAUAGUUUACACAAUGCUGAUGAAACCUA
Solea solea (common sole) is the source of this 3269-nucleotide messenger RNA. It is a transcript of the gene emilin2b, whose product is annotated as elastin microfibril interfacer 2b. Gene Ontology annotation, molecular function: protein binding. The transcript has 9 exons. NCBI's taxonomy places the organism in Eukaryota, Metazoa, Chordata, Actinopteri, Pleuronectiformes, Soleidae. The coding region runs from base 96 to 3050 and encodes 984 amino acids. The record is from RefSeq and is a predicted model, not a curated record.